ACCUCAUCAUCAAAGCUUCCUCUGCUUUCUUUAAGAAACGUACACCAAGAGGGAGAGAAUUGAGGAAAGAGAAAUCCUCUCACUACAAAUACCCAAAUUAAACUUUUAUCUUUUGUGUAAUCCAUUAACAAACCCCAACAAAAUUCUUCUCUCUCCACCCAAUAAAAAAGAUUAAAAACAAAAUUCUUCAAACUAUCUAUCUUCCCAUUGUAAAUUUUAUCUUUUGGAUCAUCUAAUUACAUGAUAAAGUUGUAGACUUUGAAGCUUUUUUUUUCUGGUUAGCAUCCUAAUUAUAAGGUCCUAAUUUCAUGAAAUUUCUUGGUAAUUUUAUUAAUUAGUUGAAAGGAUGUAUAUGGGUGUUGUUGAUUAAUUCUGGGUAUCUUCUAUCAGAUGUCUGGGAACUGAAUCGUGUUGACCAUCGGAAAGUACGAAAAUUGAGAAACUUGGUUGCUUUCAAUUGACAAAUUAGGGGCACUGCAAAGUAAUUGGGCAGUGCCCAACAUGGAUGCUACAACAAGUGGGACUGAAACAAUUCAAUAUUGUAACAUCCCUGAACAACCUAUGGCUUCUGCCCUCGUCACCUCGCCUAGACCGACAUUCCAACGGCAAGUAAGACAUUGCUUUGGAGACUUGGUCCCUGGGGAAUUCCCUUUAGCAGCCAACCCUUCAAUUGUUCUUCAUGUACUUACGGCGUGCAACUUAGACCCCCAAGACCUCGCGAAAUUAGAGGUAACUUGUUCAUUUUUUAAGCACCCAGCAAACUUUUCCCCUGAUUAUGAUUUAUCCAUAGCUGAGCUUGCUGCUUUAGAUAUGUGCCAAAAGAGGGCCAUAUUUAAACCAAUGACUGAUGAAGAAAAGGACGAUUUGAAGCAAAGGUGUGGGGGGUCAUGGAAGCUAGUACUUAGGUAUUUGCUAGCAGGUGAAGCUUGCUGUAGGAGAGAGAAAUUUCAAGCAAUAGCUGGACCGGGACACAGCAUUGCUGUGACCUCGAAUGGAACGGUUUACUCCUUUGGCUCUAAUAGUUCAGGACAACUUGGACAUGGGCCAACCACAGAAGGGAACACCGCAGAUGAGUAUCGGCCUCGCUUGAUAAGGUCGCUGCAUGGCAUUCGGAUCAUCCAAGCUACUGUUGGGGCUGGGAAGACAAUGCUAAUUAGUGAUGCUGGAAAAGUAUAUGCGUUUGGGAAAGAGUCGUUUGGGGAAACUGAAUAUGGGGUUCAAGGUUCUAGAACAGUGAACACCCCACAAGUUAUUGAGUCCUUGAAAGACAUCUUUGUAGUUCAAGCUGCUAUUGGAAAUUUCUUUACUGCUGUUUUAUCAAGAGAAGGAAGAGUUUAUACUUUUUCAUGGGGUUGUGAUGGGAAACUGGGUCACCAAGCAGAUCCUAAUGAUGUGAAACCGCACCCUUUAUUAGGGGCACUUGAGAACAUACCAGUUGUGCAGAUUGCAGCAGGAUAUUGCUACCUUCUUGCUCUUGCCUGUCAGCCUAAUGGCAUGUCUGUGUAUUCUGUGGGGUGUGGUUUGGGAGGAAAGCUCGGUCAUGGUUCAAGAACAGAUGAAAAGUACCCUCGAUUGAUCGAGCAAUUCCAGGCAUUGAAUCUUCAGCCCAUGGUUGUGGCUGCUGGUGCUUGGCACGCAGCUGUUGUGGGCAAGGAUGGAAGGGUUUGUACAUGGGGUUGGGGACGUUAUGGAUGUUUGGGGCACGGGAAUGAAGAUUGUGAGUCCGUUCCCAAGGUGGUGGAAGCCUUGAGUGAUGUCAAGGCCAUUCAUGUUGCCACUGGGGAUUACACCACUUUCGUGGUAUCUGAUGAUGGCGAUGUAUACUCCUUUGGUUGUGGAGAAUCUUCUAGCCUUGGGCACAAUAGUGGCGCUGAUGGAGAGGGGAAUAGGCACGCUAAUGUGCUAAAACCAGAGCUAGUGACAUCGCUAAAGCAAGUGAAGGAACGAGUAGUGCAGAUAAGCUUGACCAAUUCCAUCUUCUGGAAUGCCCACACCUUUGCUCUUACUGAAUCUGGAAAACUCUAUGCAUUUGGUGCGGGUGACAAAGGGCAACUCGGUACAAAGCUUGGAGAGAAUCAGAUUGAAAGGGGCAAUCCAGAGGCAGUUGAAAUUGACCUCUGUAGUUAGCCACUAAUCGACCAGUUUCCUACUCCCGCUAGUUGUUUCUAAUCAAUGUUCAUAGCACCAUCAUCAUUAUCGUGAUCAUCGUCUUUGUUCAUCAUCAAAAUUCAAUUGCAUAUGGUGUUUAGUGUUUAGAUUUCAGCAUCUCUUGUGUACAUAGAAAAAAGGUAAGAUUUCUUAGUUAAACUUUAAUGUAGGGCUUAGGAGGUGCCAAGUAAAUUGGUUUGCAUUAUGGGACUCCUCAAAGAUAGCAACAAGGUUGAUGCUUAAGGCGUCAAAAGUUUAUUUA
Beta vulgaris subsp. vulgaris (sugar beet) is the source of this 2410-nucleotide messenger RNA. RefSeq lists its product as uncharacterized. The record is from RefSeq and is a predicted model, not a curated record. The coding region runs from base 502 to 2127 and encodes 541 amino acids. The transcript is spliced from 7 exons. NCBI's taxonomy places the organism in Eukaryota, Viridiplantae, Streptophyta, Magnoliopsida, Caryophyllales, Amaranthaceae.